GAGAAAUGUCUAAAAAUGAUCCUUACGAUGAACAGUAUUUUAAACCGAAAGGUUAUGGUCAACUUACACUGAAAGGCAUGAAAAGAGUAUAUGAGACAGGAAAAAUGCUUAGAGAUCGAUACGGUGAAUUUCUUGGAUCUUACAAGCCCCAAGACGUCUAUGCAUUCAGCACUAAUUUCGAUCGGACAAAAAUGUCAUUGCAAUUGCUUUUAGCUGGUUUAUAUCCUCCAAAUCCCGAGACAAUGUGGAAUAAAGACAUUCCAUGGAUACCAAUACCAACACAUUACUUAGACAACGAUAAAAAUUAUUUAUGGUUUGAGUGGUCUGGCCCUGAAUUCGAUAAACAUUAUAAGCCAAUUUUGGAGUCUGCAAAAAUCACAGAGAUAUUGAAUCGUUACAAUCAUGUAUUGGAACACGCGCAGAACAAUACGGGGAAACCCCUAGUCGGAAAAGGUCUAAUUCCAACUAUAUAUUUAACUAAUUAUCUGCAUUCUGUUGUGAGUAUGGGACUACCAUUACCUGACUGGUGUUCCGAGGAAACUUUCCAAGCACUGCAAGAACUUGCUUCUCUUGCAUUCAAGUCGCUAUCAAUGAGCAACCCUCUGGCCAAAAUGACCGCUGGGCCAGUUGCAAACGUUUUGUUGAAAAAUAUACAGAACCACGAAUCACAAAGAGACGAGAGAAAGAUUUUCUUGUACAGUUGUCACGAUAGUACUUUGGGUCGAUUACUCGGAGCAUUAAAAAUUUCGAAUAAUCCUGGUUUUCCUGAAUUCGCAUCUGCAGUAAUAACCGAAACACUGCGAGAUGACGAUGGCAAAAAAUAUGUCAGGAUGCUAUUUUGGGCCGGAGUCUCACGAAAUCUCAUAAACCUCGAUGUACCUGGAUGCAAUAGUUUAUGUACCUUGCAAGAAUACGAAAACGCGCUCAAAAUUAUUUUACCUGCUUAA
Messenger RNA from Trichogramma pretiosum, 947 nucleotides. Its product is annotated as venom acid phosphatase Acph-1-like. Bases 6 to 947 code for a protein of 313 amino acids. Gene Ontology annotation, molecular function: phosphatase activity. The record is from RefSeq and is a predicted model, not a curated record. Gene Ontology annotation, biological process: dephosphorylation. NCBI's taxonomy places the organism in Eukaryota, Metazoa, Arthropoda, Insecta, Hymenoptera, Trichogrammatidae. The transcript is spliced from 5 exons.